AUGGCCGACUCCGAUGCUGAAGAAUUGUUAUCAGAGCGUGAAGAUGACGGCGAGCUUGAUAGUUCGACCAUCUCGAAGUGGAAAUGCGUCGAAGAGACGUCAUUAGAGCUCGGGAUUGAUGAUGUGGAGCAACACCUUCUCGCGAAGGCAAGACUAGAGGUCCCCCGGGUGGCUGAGCGUCUGAUGGCGCGUAUCGAGUUUGCAGCGGUGAAUGAAGUAAAACAAAUGCUUGAAGUGGAGCUGUCGUUGUGCUUCUACAGUAUUUCGCCGACAAAGUUCUAUGCUGAUGAAAACAAGAGAUUCGGCCCUGUACAACACGGCAUCGUGUCGCUGGUCACCGAAUUAUUCUUGUGUAGUCAUGUGGCGUCCAGAGUUCAGAUUCUCCGCGCAAUUGUUAAGGCUUCUGAGAGUCCUGACGAGCUAGAACAAGCCUCCGAGAAUCGGUGCAGUGUUUAUCACAACUUGGCGCAGCAGACUUCCGUUCAACUGGUGCAGAAAAUAUUAGGUAUUAUGACCGAUUCAAUCUCGGGUGCAUCCCGAUCUUCAACUGGUAGUGAGAUUCCAUCAGAGUCGGCUCUCAGCACAAUGAAAAACAAGGAGUUGCAACAACUGUGUCGUGAUCAAGGACUCCCAGUGUCAGGAAACAAACUCGGUACUUGA
Molecule: messenger RNA, 660 nt
Organism: Phytophthora infestans T30-4
Lineage: Eukaryota; Oomycota; Peronosporomycetes; Peronosporales; Peronosporaceae
Exons: 5
Coding region: 1-660 (219 amino acids)
Source: RefSeq, a predicted model, not a curated record